AUGUCUUGGCAGGCUUAUAUCGAUGACAGUCUUAUCGGCAGUGGGUACAUGCACAGUGCGGCAAUUGUUGGUCUAUCCGAUGGGAGCUACUGGGCUUAUGGAGGAACCUACAUCCCACAGCCCGAUGAGGUUGCUCAUAUAUUAAAAUGCCUGGGGAAUUUUCCGCUCGUACAAUCUUCUGGUGUGACCAUUUAUGGUGUGAAGUUUUUUGGUCUGCAGUGUGGCACCGAUGGUGAAAUGAAAUAUAUUUUUUUUAAGAAGGGUGCUGCGGGUGGGUGUGUCUACACCUCGAAACAGACAGCCAUUAUUGCCGUCUAUGGGAACCCUGGGGAUUCAUCAUCUCUUCAACAUGAUCUUGAAAAGAAGGGAGAAGCCGACGUUGCAGUCAACCCAGCCGAUUGCAACUCCACAGUGAAACGAAUUGCGGAGUAUCUUAUCAGUUUGGAGUACUAG
Molecule: messenger RNA, 453 nt
Organism: Trypanosoma rangeli
Lineage: Eukaryota; Euglenozoa; Kinetoplastea; Trypanosomatida; Trypanosomatidae
Product: profilin
Exons: 1
Coding region: 1-453 (150 amino acids)
Cellular component (GO): cell cortex
Molecular function (GO): actin monomer binding
Source: RefSeq, a predicted model, not a curated record